GGGCCCCGCCGCCGGCGCCCUCCGCGGCUCCCGCCCCCGCCAGCGGCAGCUCCGCCCGCCCGCAGCCGGCGCGGCGACAUGGCGGCCUCCCUGCGGCGCGCGGCGGCCGGGCUUCUUACCAGAUUGCAGACUUCAGCUCCCACAAUACGAACUUUAUCGACGUCAAAUUAUCAUUCUCACAGCAUUCCAAGCUCUUUGUGGAAACUGGGGCGACUUAAUCACAUAGCAAUUGCAGUACCUGAUCUGGAGAAGGCUCAGGCUUUCUAUAAGGAUGUAUUAGGUACACGGGUGAGCGAGGCUGUUGCUCUUCCUGAACAUGGUGUCUACACUGUUUUUGUGGAGCUGGGAAAUACAAAGCUGGAACUUCUACACCCGCUAGGAGAAAAAAGUCCCAUAGCAAGCUUUCUGCAAAAAAACAAGACGGGAGGAAUGCAUCAUAUCUGCAUUGAGGUUGAUGACAUAAAAGCAGCUGUGACAGAACUCAAGGAAAGAAAGAUUCGAAUAUUGAGUGAAGAGCCAAAAAUAGGUGCACAUGGCAAACCUGUGAUUUUUCUUCACCCUAAAGAUUGCCACGGAGUCCUUGUGGAACUUGAGCAAGCUUGAGCUGUAAUAUUAAUGUAGUAAAACAAUAAACUAAUUGUGAACUUACUGA
Dromaius novaehollandiae (emu) is the source of this 652-nucleotide messenger RNA. RefSeq names its product methylmalonyl-CoA epimerase (gene MCEE). Gene Ontology annotation, biological process: L-methylmalonyl-CoA metabolic process. The record is from RefSeq and is a predicted model, not a curated record. Lineage: Eukaryota; Metazoa; Chordata; Aves; Casuariiformes; Dromaiidae. Gene Ontology annotation, cellular component: mitochondrion. Gene Ontology annotation, molecular function: methylmalonyl-CoA epimerase activity. The transcript has 3 exons. The coding region runs from base 79 to 603 and encodes 174 amino acids.